Hibiscus syriacus is the source of this 1150-nucleotide messenger RNA. Its product is annotated as agamous-like MADS-box protein MADS4. Gene Ontology annotation, biological process: positive regulation of transcription by RNA polymerase II. Gene Ontology annotation, cellular component: nucleus. The transcript has 8 exons. Gene Ontology annotation, molecular function: DNA-binding transcription factor activity, RNA polymerase II-specific; RNA polymerase II cis-regulatory region sequence-specific DNA binding; protein dimerization activity. NCBI's taxonomy places the organism in Eukaryota, Viridiplantae, Streptophyta, Magnoliopsida, Malvales, Malvaceae. The record is from RefSeq and is a predicted model, not a curated record. Bases 218 to 952 code for a protein of 244 amino acids.
UUUAACACUGCUAUUUUAUUUAUUAUAUCACCCGAGAAUCUAAUGAAGUUGUUAGCUAAGAUUAUCUAAAAAAGCUUAGUAUAAAAAGAAAAAGGGUUCUAAAGGUCAGCAAGAAGAAGAAGAAAACACAAAAGCAUAAGAUUCUUUCUCUCUGGUUUUUGGUUCUUAAUUUGCAAGCUAUUCUUGGUUUGAGUUUUUUCUUUAGGGGGAAAAACAAAUGGGGAGAGGUAGGGUUGAGUUGAAGAGAAUAGAGAACAAGAUAAACAGGCAAGUCACUUUUGCUAAGAGAAGAAAUGGGCUUUUGAAGAAAGCUUACGAGCUUUCUGUUCUUUGCGAUGUCGAGGUUGCUCUCAUCAUCUUCUCCAAUAGAGGAAAGCUGUACGAGUUCUGCAGCAGUUCAAGCAUGAUGAAGACACUGAAGAAGUACCAGAAGUGCAACUACGGUGCUCCGGAGACAAAUGUGUCAGCUAGGGAGGCUCUGGAGUUUAGCAGUCAGCAAGAAUAUUUGAACCUUAAAAUCCGUUAUGAAGCCCUACAAAAGUCCCAAAGGAAUUUGCUGGGAGAAGAUCUGGCUCCUUUAAGCAGCAAAGAACUUGAGUCCCUUGAGAAACAACUUGAUUCUUCUUUGAAGCAGAUCAGAUCAACGAGGACCCAAUAUAUGCUGGGGCAGCUAGCUGAUCUCCGACGGAAGGAGCAACUACUUAAUGAAGCCAAUGAGAACCUGAAACAAAGGUUGAUCGAAAUCUACCAAAUAGAUUCACUCCAGUUGAAUCCGAGUGCAGAGGAUGUCGGCUACGGCCGACAAUCUGCUCAUCACCAUCCUCAUGAUGACGGCUUCUUUCAACCAUUGGAGUGUGGACCAACAUUACAAAUUGGGUACCCGCCCGAUUCGAUAUCAGUUGUCAAUGCGGGUCCCAGUGUGAAUAACUACAUGGCGGGAUGGCUACCUUGACAAAUUACACUAGAAUAAGAAAGCAUGCAUGCACGCAAGCAAACUGCGUUCACUCAUAAGAGAAUCAGCACAAUUUGACCAUCUGUUUGAAUGCUACUUUGAUGAAACAGAACAGCAAUUGUAAUGCCACGGAUUUUAGUAUCAUUACUGUUAUAACUUUGUGUCCUUUAAUUAGGAGGAUGAACUGUAAGUAAACUC